CCGCCAGCGGAGGUUCUGGGCGCCCUCUGACUGUGUUUUGGAAGUAAUGGCACUACCCGUGGCCUGGACCCAGGUGGCCUUGCUUGAUGAGCGUCCCCACCAGGUCUGACUGCCCUGGUGGCCAGAGAUUCUAAGCUGCAGCCAAUAUGAUGGGUGAUGACACCGAGUUGAGGACUGAUGGAAACUCCCUUUUGAAGGCUGUGUGGCUGGGGAGGCUCCGGCUGACUAGACUCCUCCUGGAAGGAGGAGCUUAUAUCAAUGAGAGCAAUGACAAAGGUGAAACGGCUCUCAUGGUGGCCUGCAUCACCAAACAUGUGGACCAGCAAAGUAUCAGCAAGUCCAAGAUGGUGAAGUACCUGUUGGACAAUAGGGCAGACCCUAAUAUCCAGGAUAAGUCUGGAAAGACUGCUCUCAUCCACGCUUGCAUCAGAAGAGCUGGGGGAGAAGUGGUCUCUUUAUUACUGGAGAACGGAGCUGACCCCAGCCUUGAGGAUCGCACUGGUGCUUCGGCUCUGGUUUAUGCGAUAAAUGCAGAUGACAAGGACGCAUUGAAACAUCUCCUUGAUGCCUGCAAAGCCAAAGGGAAGGAAGUGAUUAUUAUAACAACAGAUAAAUCAUCUUCAGGCAUGAAAACCACUAAACAGUAUCUUAAUGUCCCUCCUUCACCCAAAGUGGAAGACAGACAGUCGCCUCCACUGUGUGCGUCUCCUUCCGACAUUGAAUUGAAGGCUCCAGGCCUGAGUUCUCCACCAAGUGAAAAGGAUGAUGACUUCUUCAAUCUCCAAACAGGACACCCAAGUGGCUGUAACACCUCUAAGAUUCUCAAUGAGCCUGGGUCACCCACGAGGAAAGUCAGUAACCUUUCCGCCAGGAAAGUUGGGGCCCGUUUGCCCCAACUGAAGAGGCUCCAGUCUGAACCCUGGGGCCUGAUUGCACCAUCUGUGCUGGCAGCCUCCUCACGUCAGGAUGAGACCCAUGGCGCCAGCACAGACAGUGAAGUCAUCAGGAACAUCAGUGACGUGUCUUUCCCUAAAAGGGGACCCCUCUCUAGAACCAACAGCAUUGAUGGCAAAGACCCCGCCCUCUUCCCCACCGUCCCAGAGCCGGUUCUGAAGGUUCCAGCCUCUUCGGCACCAGCAUCCUGGAAAGCAGCCUAUGAGAAAGGCCAGGCUCCCCACCCACGUCUGGCCAGAAGAGGAGCUCUCCCUGUAGACCAAGAGAAAGGUGGUAUGUACCCAUCAGGACCCUCUGCUCUCAAAGAGCCGGCAUCCCUCAAACGGCUGGAAAAUGACCUCUAUGACUUAGAGAUACAACCAGGGGCUGACCCACCCAACUCCAUUUCCCUUGAACCAGGCAAAGGGCCCUUAGAUAGAAAGAAGCUCAACAGCUCCCACUCUCUUUUCCAUGGCUCUCGGGAGUCCCUGGAUGCUGUGCCCACCACAUCCCCCAGCUCUGUGCGUCGCAGGCCCCCGCAUCUUCUAGAAAGACGAGGUUCUGGAACUCUACUGCUAGACCGCAUCGCUCACACUCGACCUGGCUUUCUUCCACCUUUAAAUGUGAAUCUGAACCCACCUAUCCCUGAUAUUAGACCUAAUAGUAAACCUUCUUCCCCACUUGCUAGUGGCUUAAAAUCUAUGGUUCCUGUUGCUCCAAGUUCACCAAAGAGAGUUGACAUGAGAAGUAAAAAGAAGCUCCUCAGAAGGCAUUCUAUGCAAAUUGAACAGAUGAAGCAGCUGUCCGACUUUGAAGAAAUCAUGACCUAGAACCUUUCAGGAAGGUUUCCCCUCACCUCUAAAUCUAUAUAGUUUAAAGAAGGGACCAAAAUCUAGACCAACAUAGCA
Sciurus carolinensis (gray squirrel) is the source of this 1841-nucleotide messenger RNA. It is a transcript of the gene Ankrd34c, whose product is annotated as ankyrin repeat domain 34C. Gene Ontology annotation, molecular function: protein binding. Bases 147 to 1763 code for a protein of 538 amino acids. The record is from RefSeq and is a predicted model, not a curated record. The transcript has 2 exons. Lineage: Eukaryota; Metazoa; Chordata; Mammalia; Rodentia; Sciuridae.